AUGUCGAGCAACUCCACCACCACCCCCCAGGUCAAAUCCCAGGCGGGAAUCCUGGAGGGCAGCAAUCCGACGGUGUACGACUCGUCGAACCCGAUCAUCCUGUUCAUCAUCCAAGCGAGCAUCAUCAUCGUGCUGUGCCGGUUGCUGCACUGGCCGCUGUCGAAGAUCCGGCAGCCGCGCGUCAUCGCCGAGGUGAUCGCGGGCGUGGUGCUGGGCCCGUCGGUGAUGGGACGCAUCCCCGGCUUCACCGACGCCAUCUUUCCCAAGGCCUCGAUCCCGGGGCUGAACCUGGUCGCCAACCUCGGUCUGAUUCUGUUCCUGUUUCUCGUCGGCCUGGAGACCAACCUUCGCUUCCUGAUCAGCAACUGGCGCGUGGCGAUCAGCGUCUCGGCCGCGGGGAUGGUCCUCCCCUUCGGGCUGGGCUGCGCCGUCGCCUACGGGCUGUAUAACGCCUUCCGCGACGAACCCGACACGGUGGACAUCAACUUCGGCACGUACUUGCUGUUCAUCGGCAUCGCGAUGGCCAUCACCGCCUUCCCCGUGCUGUGCCGCAUCCUCACCGAGCUGAAGCUGCUCGGCACCAACGUGGGCGUGAUCGUGCUCUCGGCGGGGGUGGGCAACGACGUCGUGGGCUGGAUCCUGCUGGCGCUGUGCGUGGCGUUGGUGAACGCGGGCUCCGGACUCACCGCGCUCUGGGUGCUGCUGGUCUGCGUCGGCUACGUGCUGUUCCUGGUCUUCAUCUUCCGGCCCCUGUUCCUGCGCUUCCUCGCCCACACCGGCAGUCUGCAGAAGGGGCCCAGUCAGUCCGUCGUGGCCAUCACCCUGCUGAUCGCCCUGGCCUCCGCCUUCUUCACCCAGGUGAUCGGCGUCCACGCCAUCUUCGGCGGGUUCCUGAUCGGCCUGCUGUGUCCGCACGAGGGCGGGUUCGCCAUCAAGCUGACCGAGAAGAUCGAGGAUCUGGUCGCGGCGCUGUUCCUGCCGCUGUACUUCACGCUCAGCGGGCUGCAGACCAAUUUGGGACUGUUGGACAACGGCACCGUCUGGGGGUACGUGAUCGCCAUCAUCGCGAUCGCCUUCAUCGCCAAGGUCACCGGCGGGGCGCUGGCGUCCCGGUUGAACGGACUGCUCUGGCGGGAGAGUUUCUCGAUCGGCGUGCUGAUGAGUUGCAAGGGGUUGGUGGAGUUGAUUGUUUUGAACAUCGGCCUCCAAGCCAAGAUCCUCAGCACGCGCACCUUCACGAUGUUUGUCGUCAUGGCCCUCGUCACCACCUUCGCGACCACCCCCUUAACCGUUGCCCUGUACCCGAAAUGGUACCAGAUCAAGGUGGACCGGUGGCGGCGCGGCGAGAUCGACUGGGCGACGGGCAAACCGUUGCCGCCGGACAGCCGCAUGGACAGCAUCACGGCGGCCAAGUCGGCGCAGCACGGCGACCACCACGAAACGCUGGGGCACCACCGGCCCGUCCGCAAUUUGCUGGUGUACCUGCGUCUCGACGGCCUCUCAGGCCUAUGCACACUCGCCGGUCUCCUCGCCCCGAACACCCACACCCACAACCACACCAACAACAACAACCACCCGCGCAUCCACCCGGACAAACGCACGCCCACCGAUCCCGACACCAAGCACGCGGACGAAUCCGCCCCCGCGGAGACGGAGAUCACCGAGCUCGACAACCCGACCCCGCAGAGCCUGCAGGUGCACGGCGUGCGCCUGCUGGAGCUGACGGACCGCGACUCGAGCGUGAUGAAGGUCUCGGAGAUCGAGCAGUACACGCUCUCGGACCCGGUGGUCAACACCUUCCGGGCGUUCGGGCAGUGGCACGACCUGUCGAUCGUGGCGGGCGUCUCCGUCGUGCCGGAGCACUCGUUCGCCGACACGGUCGUCGGCAUGGCGCGCGAGGAGGCCGCCGAUCUCGUCCUGCUGCCCUGGAGCGAGACCGGCGCCAUGGGCGAGCAGUACCACCUGCACUCCCCCGUCGAGGAAGGCGUCCGCUUCCUGGACGGCCAGCCCUACGCCGCCUUCGUCGGCAGUGUCUUGGACGGGUCCCAGACCGCCAGUGCCAAUGUGGGUGUCUUGGUGGAGCGUAAUCUUGGGGGCGGAGCCAGUGGGGUGAGGCAUCGCCCGUCGUUGGGGGCGAUGAGUGUGCAGCGCAGCUCGUCGGUGUGGAAUGCCCGACGCGGCGGCGGUGGGGCCGCCAAGGCGCAUCAUAUCGUCGUGCCAUUUGUCGGGGGCAGGGAUGAUCGUCUCGCGGUCAGGUUCGUGUGUCAGGUCGCCAGCUGUGAUUUGGUGACCGUGUCGGUCGUGCAUUUGGAUAUUCCGGGGGCCAGCAGUGUUGGUGUUAGUGCCAGUGGGAGUGGGGUCGUGCCGGAGGAGUUGGUCGAGUCGGAUGCCACGUUCUUGUCGGUGAUGAAGGAUUCCUUGGACGAGGAGGUGCUGGAUCGCGUGGUGUUCAAGAAGACCGCGGUCAAGACGGAGGCAGAGGCCGUCGCGACGAUGGUCGAGCUGGUCAAGGACGAGAUGGUCCGCUCGCAUCACAAGGCUGGCAAUCUCGUCGUUGUGGGCCGACGGCAUUCGGCUCUGGAUGAGCUACUUGCCAAUGUCGGCGCCGAGGCCGCGCGCGUGCUGGGUGUCCUGGGCCAGGCCUUGGUGAAGAAGGAGAACCGCAUCGUCGGCGAUGUGCUGGUCAUGCAGAGUAAAUAA
This is a messenger RNA of Aspergillus brunneoviolaceus CBS 621.78, 2700 nucleotides long. Its product is annotated as Kha1p. Gene Ontology annotation, molecular function: antiporter activity. The transcript is spliced from 4 exons. Gene Ontology annotation, biological process: proton transmembrane transport. The record is from RefSeq and is a predicted model, not a curated record. NCBI's taxonomy places the organism in Eukaryota, Fungi, Ascomycota, Eurotiomycetes, Eurotiales, Aspergillaceae. Bases 1 to 2700 code for a protein of 899 amino acids. Gene Ontology annotation, cellular component: membrane.